GGCUGACAGCUUUCACUUCUGUCCGUCUGCUCCUCCAGAUGAUCCGCACACUCUCAGCUCUGAAGCUCGCUGUCUGAAUCCUCCUGGACCUGGAGAUAUGAGUUUUUACAGUGACGCGUCCACAGAAGACAUGAGCGACGAGCUGGAGACUUUGGGGUGGUACCACUAUGACCUAUCCCGCCAUGCUGCAGAAGCCCUUCUCUUGUCCAAUGGGACUGAUGGAAGUUAUCUCCUGAGAAACAGUAAUGAGGGACCAGGCUGCUUCGCCCUGUCUGUCAGGGCAAAGGAUUCUGUCAAACAUUUUCAUGUGACGCGCAAAGACAAUGCCUAUGCAUUUGGGUUUAAUGAGUUUUCAACCCUUCAAGACUUUGUAAACCACUUUGCCAACCAACCUCUGUUGGGCAGUGACGCAGGAACCCUUAUUGUACUAAAAUGUCCAUACCCGUGGCGAGUGGAGGAGCCGUCCAUCUAUGAGUCUGUGCGAGUUCAUACAGCCAUACAGACGGGUCGGACAGAGAAUGAUCUGGUGCCGACUGCUCCAUCGCUGGGCACCAAGGAAGGCUAUCUGGUGAAACAAGGGGCGUUUGUGAAGAACUGGAAACAGAGGUGGUUCACACUCAACAGACAUGAACUCAAGUACUUCAAAGACAACGCGUGUGUGGAGCCCAUUCGAACCCUGGAUCUGAGAGCCUGCACUGCCGUCCAGUUUGACUACUCUCAAGAAAAAGUCAACUGUUUCUGCCUGGUGUUUCCUGAGAGAACGUUUUAUCUCUGUGCAAAGACGGGUGUGGAGGCCGAUGAGUGGAUCAAGAUCCUGAGGUGGAAAAUGUCACAGAUGAGAAAAGGUCGAUGACUGCUGUCAGUGGAGACGCUGGAAAUGCAAACAUCAGCUGGAUGAACGAUGAAGUAACCACGGCUAGAAACCCAAGAGUGAACUUGUCCAUGGAUGAUACUGCGACACAUUUCCCUGAGAGUCACCGACUGGAGGCCAACAACUUGGAUGUGAUUCCACUCUUUGCUUUAUCACAUAGUUUAGUACAAAGAUGCUUCAUUUCUCACGAGUCUCCUGUUUAACAUGAACAUUUGCUUUAUUUAAAUGGUAUUUCUCACUCAGACAGGAAAAUUAUCCAACUGUUGUUGGGGGACUAUUUUAUUUUGGAGUAGCAGGAUGGUGUGUUGGAUUGAGUCAAAGUCAUCUGCAGUGUGUGUGUCUGUGUGUGUCUGUGUGUGUGUAUGUGUGUACAACGAUGUAGCACAUGGAAUAAAAUGAAAAGCAUGUUUUGUAAAUACUGUUUUUUCAUCAUUAAGUCAGUGUGAGAUGAUGAGAUUUGGAAUUGGCUUUACACGUUACAUUAAAACAAGUAAUUACAACGUAGAACCAA
Messenger RNA from Larimichthys crocea (large yellow croaker), 1382 nucleotides. It is a transcript of the gene dapp1, whose product is annotated as dual adaptor of phosphotyrosine and 3-phosphoinositides. The transcript is spliced from 9 exons. The coding region runs from base 98 to 853 and encodes 251 amino acids. The record is from RefSeq and is a predicted model, not a curated record. Lineage: Eukaryota; Metazoa; Chordata; Actinopteri; Sciaenidae.